AUGGAGACGCUGCUGCUCGCUGUGCUCCUCCUGCAGGUUUCCCAGCAUGCUCUGGGGGGAGUGGUGGAGGUUCAUGAGGGGGCGGAGUCAGUCCUGCUGCCCUGUGAAUUCAACGGUGUUCCUCCUAAAGACGACCCCCACUUCAUGUGGACCCGUGAAGAUCUCAGUCCAAAAUCUGUCCACCUGCAACGAGCAGAAAAAGACGAUCUGACAGAACAAAACCAGCGUUUCAGAGGACGCACGGCCAUGAAUCCUGAUGCUCUGCAGACAGGAAACUUGGGCCUCACCCUGAUGAAGCCCCAGCAGUCUGACAGCGGGGGCUACUCCUGCUCCAUCAGUGAUGGGACCACAGAGGUGAAGUUUGCAGAAGUUCAGCUGAAGGUCAAAGCCAAUGAGGGAGUGGAGGUGGGGGCCACUGAGGGGGCGGAGUCAGUCCUGCUGCCCUGCAGAGCAGCAGCCGGCCUCCCCACAGGCACCACAGUGGAGUGGACCCUCUCUGAGCCUCCCAGGGUAGUCCAUGUGUUUCCAAAGCUGAGUCAGAUACAGGACGAUGUUUACUGCAGCCGCACAGAGAUGAAGGAAGACCUGCUGACCACUGGAGACCUCAGUCUGACCCUCAGACAGCCCACAGUCAGAGACUCAGGAAGCUACGUCUGCACCGUCCACACAGGCCCAGACGUCCUGAGACAGAGAGUGGAGCUACAGGUCAAAGCUCCGUUUCCCGUCUGGAUCCCAGUCGUCUCGGUUCUUGCUGUUCUCGUUGCUGUUCUUGUGACUGGAGGCCUUUUCUAUCAUUUCUUCUUUCGUGAGGGUGAGUUAACUCCUUUGGACGUCUGA
This is a messenger RNA of Menidia menidia (Atlantic silverside), 837 nucleotides long. The record is from the annotation of a GenBank genome assembly. Lineage: Eukaryota; Metazoa; Chordata; Actinopteri; Atheriniformes; Atherinopsidae.